This is a messenger RNA of Erythranthe guttata (spotted monkey flower), 3783 nucleotides long. Its product is annotated as protein BREAST CANCER SUSCEPTIBILITY 2 homolog B. Lineage: Eukaryota; Viridiplantae; Streptophyta; Magnoliopsida; Lamiales; Phrymaceae. The record is from RefSeq and is a predicted model, not a curated record. Gene Ontology annotation, biological process: double-strand break repair via homologous recombination; regulation of DNA-templated transcription.
UCUUUACCUCUACUCGAACUGACCUUGAAAAAAGCAAAACCCUAGGCGUCGGCCGAGAAAUGUCGUCGUGGCAGAUGUUUUCCGAUGCCACGAACAAUUUCCGGUGGGAAAUUGCCGAUCAACAGCUCCAGGAAGAAGAACAACAAUGCGACGACGUACAUCAGCAGCAUAUUGACACUCCUCGCCUCACUUCCAUGGCCGAUCUAUUGCUUCUAGGUUAUUCUAAGUUAAUGGAGAAUGGGGAGGACAAUUUGGGGAACCCACCUAUGUUUCGGACUGGAUUGGGAAAAUCUGUUGUGGUGAAGCAGUCUUCAAUUGCAAAGGCACGUUCAGUUCUCGGUGGUAUAGACGACUCGUUAAGUGAAACAGGCCCCUUGGAUGGGAGACAAGAUGGAUAUGCUUUAUUGAAACCAAUGUUUGAGAUGGAUCCAGUGAAAUCAGCUGUUAACUUGAAGUAUGGAUCGCAGAGUGGCCCAGAAAAAGUAGUUAAUAUGUCAAAUUCCAUGUUUCAGACGGGGUUGGGGAGAACCGUAAACAUAUCUUCGGCUGGCCUGCUUAGAGCAAAAACUCUGUUAGGCCUGGAUGAAAAUUGUGAUCAAGAGUCUUUCUAUGGAUCCGAUCAGAGACAUAAACAGUCAACUUCCACUGAGUUCAUUGCUCGGGAAAAUCCAUCUUGUUUUGAGACUGACCUGAGUAACUUAAGUUUUAGCAGCUCUACCAAACCUUUGAAAUCUUCCAAUUUUAAGUCUGGUUCCUGCAGAAAGAAAUCAACAAAGCUACCCGAUUUCACAAAUGCUGAUUCCAAGCCUCCUCCAGUGAAAUUUCAUACUGCUGGGGGAAGAUCCAUAUCAGUUUCCAAUGAUGCAUUGCUACGAGCGAGGAGUUUGCUUGGAAAUCCUGAGUUUGAUUUUCUAGAUGAAGCAAGCACAGCUGACCCACUGUUUUCAGUAAUUGAUAAUGGAAAAGCCAGUUUUUUAUCAAGUCAAAGAGAUGAAUUCAACACACCAUUUUCGCAUCAGAAGACUGAAAGCAGUGGCAGUUCCUUGACGAAUUUUACCUCUCCCACUCGGUCAAUUUCAAACCAAAAGCAGUUAUAUGGUAAGUCCGAGAAACGAGGACCAGGGAAUAACUUGAUUGCUCAGUUUGAUGCCGAGGCAGCAAUGAGCAAUUUGAAGAGACCUUUUAAUGGCCUUACUUGCGACAGAAAGCCUCCAAAAAGAAACUCAUACUCAGAAAAAGUGGAUAAUUCGGAAAACACACUUCAGCCGAAAAUUAACCCCUCCAAAAGGUCAAAUGGGGCUCUGGUGGAUAUCACAAAUACCACGAACAUAGAUCACAGCGAAAGUAAAGAGCAUUUAGGUGAAAAGAGACGACUUCGAAGAAUUAGCUCUGUUUCUCCAUUCAAGAAGCCCCGGACUUCAUUUGUCACCCCUUUAAACAAAAAUAACUCUUCAGUUAAUGUUUUGUCUAGGCUAGCACCAAAAGAGCCCCACUGCAAACAGAGAGUUUCCAUGAGGUAUCCGCUUCAAGUUCCACGAGCAUAUCUCAAAGAAUAUGUUUUACAGCCUCCAUCACUUAAAAAAAAGUUGGAGAACUUGCCAGAACAUGUGAGAAAAAUGAACCCAAUUGCUGCUGAAAGUUAUACAUUCGCCAGUGAAGUACCAGCAGAUUGCAUUGGACCUGAGGCUUUUUACUGUAUGUUGUCUCAGUCUGGAGCUUCCGUCCAACACAUGACUAAAGAGUGGGUAUCAAAUCAUUAUAAGUGGAUUGUUUGGAAACUUGCCUCUUAUGAGAGGUGCUAUCCUGUCAAAUUCGCUGGAAAGCUAUUGACAGUCUCCAAUGUGCUUGAAGAACUACGGUACAGGUAUGAGAGAGAAGUUAAUCAUGGUCAUAGAUCAUCAAUCAAGAAAAUCUUAGAUGGAGAUGCACCACCGUCUUCAAUGAUGGUACUCUGCAUUUCCUUUGUUGGUAAAGGAUGUUACCCAGAGUUUGGAAAUGAACCUGUUUCGCUUGAGGAGGUUGGCAACGAUAGAGCUUCACAAGUAGAGUUAACAGAUGGGUGGUAUGCCGUGAAAGCUCGUUUGGAUGAACUGCUAUCUCAGAAGCUUGCUUCAGGGAAGUUGUUUUUGGGGCAAAAGCUCAGGAUCUGGGGAGCAAGAUUCUGUGGAUGGAAUGGGCCUGUUUCACCUUUUGAGGCAUCACAGACAGUUAGUUUAGUCUUGCAUACAAAUGGCACGUACAGAUGUCACUGGGCAGAACGGUUGGGAUUCUGUAAACGUGUUGGUCUUCCAUUAGCAUUCAGAUGCAUCAAGGGUACUGGAGGGGCAGUACCAAGCACGUUAGUGGGGGUAACAAGGAUAUAUCCAGUUCUCUACAGGGAAAGGUUAAGUGCUGGUAGUUUCGUUGUGAGGUCGGAGAGGGAGGAAGCUAAAGCGCUGCAAUUAUAUAACCAAAGACGCGAUAUUGUUGCUGAAGGAAUCAUUUCAGCAUCCCAAAGAGAAGUAGAAUUUGAUGUUGGAUAUGAUCAUGAAAGUGAAGAAGGUGCCAGACUUAUGAAGCUUCUUGAGACAGCUGCAGAACCAGAGGUUCUAAUGGCAGGGAUGAGCUCUAAACAGUUAACUUCUUUUGCUUCCUAUAAAGCUAAGCUAGAGGCAAUGAGACACACAAAUAUGCAAAAAUCCAUUGAGGACGCUGUGGAAGCUGCUGGGCUCAGUGAGAGAGAUGUCACUCCUUUUUUACGGGUUAGAGUUGUUGGUUUGACAAGUAAUUGUCAUCCACGAGAGUCUUGUCCGCGGAAAGGCUUGAUUACAAUAUGGAAUCCAACUCAGAAGCAGACCCUAGAGCUGUGUGAAGGGCAGGCAUAUGCUGUUGGAGGACUUGUACCAUCUAGCUCUGAUUCAGGCAUCCUUUACUUACAAGCAAGAGGAGCAACAAACAAUUGGUUACCUAUGUCUCCAUUGAAAAUGGAAAAUUUUGCGCCAUUCUUCACUCCUCGUUCAUCAACUGCAGUAUUAAGUAUUGGUGAAGUUCCUCUCUCCAGUGAGUUUGACAUUGCGGCUUUCGUAGUUUAUGUGGGAGAGGUGUAUAGACAAGGUAAUCAACAAAAGCAGUGGGUCUUUGUGACAGAUGGAAGCUCAUCUGAAUUUUGUUCGGAGGAAUCAUUAGAUGCAUUACUGGCAAUUAACUUCUGCUUGCCUUGCAUUGGACUCGAUUCAUCUGCUCCAGUUAACUCAAAUAUUGCUGGAUCUGUGGUCGGGUUUUGUAAUCUCACCAAGAGAUCGAAGGAUCAUGUAAAUGGCAUAUGGGUGGCUGAAGCAACAGAAAAUUCGGAUUAUUUUUUAAGUUAUGAUCGCGCAGGUCGCAACCAUUUAAAAGAUGUUUCUGCUUCAGUAUUAAAAUGGGCAAAUACAUCAAGCUCGAUAAUCGAGAACCUUAAGGAAAGAGUUUUGACUAUUAUCAGAAAUUCGAAAGAUGGGUGUUGAAAGAGCCUAUUUAAGCACAUAAAACCGAGUGUGUUGAAAGAGUUUUUGUAUUUUGAGAUUCUACAACCAACAACUAAACCGAGUGCGCGAGUAUGAGAUGGGCAUUGUGAAUGUAUAUCGUCUGAGCCUGGUUUCAAGUUUGCUUAUUACAAUCGGCUGUGUUUAGCCGUUAGCGGGUCGGUUUUCGUUACUUUUGAUGUAUAGCAUUUCUCUCUCAAACAUGUAAUAAUAAUUACGGCAAUGUAAAUCUUAAUUCGGAACUGAUGUAUAAUUAAAUGAGUCAACAUCAAUAUUACCAUAU